Messenger RNA from Bipolaris zeicola 26-R-13, 297 nucleotides. RefSeq lists its product as uncharacterized. Bases 1 to 297 code for a protein of 98 amino acids. The transcript has 2 exons. The record is from RefSeq and is a predicted model, not a curated record. NCBI's taxonomy places the organism in Eukaryota, Fungi, Ascomycota, Dothideomycetes, Pleosporales, Pleosporaceae. Gene Ontology annotation, molecular function: structural constituent of ribosome. Gene Ontology annotation, cellular component: mitochondrial large ribosomal subunit.
AUGAUCACCAGGUUCCUUACCGACGUUCGCGUAACCUUCAAUCCCUUCUCCCCGCGCUCAAAACCCGCCCGGCUCUUCCUCUCCCUCAUACCACCGGAUGCGCGCUCAGAUGGCAUGAAGAUUGAGUCCAAGAUGCUGCCACGGCACAGCAAGGAGCCUGCGACCUUGGGUGUCAAGUUCAAAGAUGGCAAGGAAAUGAACCUGGACCUCACAAACAUGCGCAUCCCACAAGUCGUCGAGGAGGUGGAUAGACAUUCACGGUCACUGGCACGAAAGGAGGAGCUAGCGGGCAAUUAA